AUGUAUAUUCGUAAUGCAAUCGCCACACUCAAACUGAUACUAAUUAGUCAUGUAUUGAUAUCCGAACUAAAGAUAUUGGAAAAUUACAAAACCAUUAACUUUCUGAAAGCCGAAACAGCGGUAAACAACUUCUAUGUCCGUUCAUAUCGCAUGGAUAUUCGUCGUGAUCAACGUAUAGCGGAUAUUUUCGUCGAAGUCAUUCGUCAACUGCCAACAAAUCUAACAUUGCUAGUAACAUUGAAAUUGAAAACUACGGGAAAAGAUCCCCAACAACGAUCACCGACAAUGUUUCAGGCAGAAUUCAAAGUUUGUGAUUUUCUUACCAAGAAGAAUGCCCGGCUAUCGGGAUUUCUAUUGCCAUUUCUAAGGAAAUCCAUUGCCAAAAGUCAAUUUCCCAAAGGCUGUCCAAUACAAGCAGGAAAUUACACAUGGAUUGGUCUUAACUUAGAAGAACUCAAAAUACCGAAAUUUUUACCCAGUAGCCAAUAUGAUGUUACCGUGCUUACUUUUACACCGAAGAAAAUGAGCAAGGAUCUUUUGUGUAAUUUACAUUUGUUGACAGAAGUUAAAUGA
Musca vetustissima is the source of this 573-nucleotide messenger RNA. RefSeq lists its product as uncharacterized. The transcript has 3 exons. The coding region runs from base 1 to 573 and encodes 190 amino acids. Lineage: Eukaryota; Metazoa; Arthropoda; Insecta; Diptera; Muscidae. The record is from RefSeq and is a predicted model, not a curated record.